AUCGUUAAUCAGCACCAGUCGUCAUCAUCAGUCAGCUUGCAAAACUAUACGGAUUGUAAUUGCGUGUUAUUAUUGCUAUAAACUGCGUUCAUAAUUAUUUAAGAAGUGUCUAUUAUAGAAUUUAAAGCCUAACUAACUGCAAACAUGUCCUACGCGUAUUUGUUUAAAUAUAUUAUCAUUGGCGACACUGGCGUUGGUAAAUCAUGUCUGCUGCUGCAGUUCACGGACAAGCGCUUCCAGCCGGUGCAUGAUCUGACAAUUGGCGUGGAGUUCGGCGCACGCAUGAUCACCAUCGAUGGCAAACAAAUUAAAUUGCAAAUCUGGGAUACAGCCGGCCAAGAGGCAUUCAGAUCUAUCACACGAUCGUAUUAUCGUGGAGCGGCAGGCGCUCUGCUUGUCUAUGACAUCACAAGGCGAGAAACCUUUAACCACUUGACCACAUGGCUGGAGGAUGCGCGUCAGCACUCAAACUCCAACAUGGUCAUCAUGCUCAUUGGCAACAAAAGCGAUCUGGACUCGAGGCGUGAGGUGAAAAAGGAGGAGGGCGAGGCAUUCGCACGCGAACAUGGCCUAGUCUUUAUGGAGACAUCGGCACGCACGGCGGCCAAUGUGGAGGAGGCCUUCAUAAAUACAGCCAAAGAGAUUUACGAGAAGAUACAGGAGGGUGUAUUCGACAUAAACAAUGAGGCAAAUGGCAUUAAAAUCGGGCAACAGGCAACGCCCACAAAUCCAGCGCUACCCGGCGCCGGCGGUGCGGGUGGUGCGGUUAAUAGCGGCUGCUGCUAGGAGUAAUAUGUUUUUUGCCGUUGCCUGCACUUUGGAUAUCCGUAGCCGACAGCUGAUAGCCGCUUCUGUAAAAGCUACUAGUGACUAACUCUUAGAAGGUAGUGGAUGCAGACCUAUUGUUUUCAUUUUUUUUUAUUCAAGUAAAGGAAUAACCGUAAAAAUAAACUUAGCUGCAAAGAAAUAGUUAAACCGCAAAACUAGUGAAACGAUAUCGACACUAAGCGUAAUGUUAAAAAAAAACCAGAACGAACAGAAAACUAAAAUAAUCGCUGAAAAUGAAAUAGUAAAAACAUAAAAUAAACUAUUCAUAAAUGCAUCAUUAAAUUCAAUUUUAAAUAAACUACAGAUUAACAAUUGUAUAUGUAAAAUGUGUCGUGCGUGAUUUCUAAAUUUUGUAAACUUUAAACAUACGUAUAUAUGAAACAAAAAACAAAACAACAAAAUACAAAUAUUUUUGUGUAAAUUUAGUUAGUUCGCUAGUUACAUUUUGGCUGAGCAGUAAUUGAUGAAUGGCGUGUAAAAUACAUAUACAUAUAUUACAUAUUCUAUAUUAACGUACUAUA
Molecule: messenger RNA, 1349 nt
Organism: Drosophila mojavensis
Lineage: Eukaryota; Metazoa; Arthropoda; Insecta; Diptera; Drosophilidae
Gene: Rab2
Product: ras-related protein Rab-2A
Exons: 4
Coding region: 145-786 (213 amino acids)
Cellular component (GO): Golgi apparatus
Molecular function (GO): GTP binding; GTPase activity
Source: RefSeq, a predicted model, not a curated record